Messenger RNA from Ylistrum balloti, 1477 nucleotides. RefSeq names its product glutathione S-transferase theta-1-like. Gene Ontology annotation, molecular function: glutathione transferase activity. The record is from RefSeq and is a predicted model, not a curated record. The transcript is spliced from 4 exons. Lineage: Eukaryota; Metazoa; Mollusca; Bivalvia; Pectinida; Pectinidae. Gene Ontology annotation, biological process: glutathione metabolic process. Gene Ontology annotation, cellular component: cytoplasm. Bases 8 to 709 code for a protein of 233 amino acids.
UACAACUAUGGUGUUGGGUUUUUACUGCGAUUUGCUCUCACAACCAUGCAGGGCUGUCUACAUAUUUUUGAAAAUGAACAAAAUACCAUUUGAGGUCAAGUCGGUGUCGUUAUUGAGAGGUGAUAACCACAAUAAGGAUUUUCGGAAGGUCAGCCCGAUUGGUCGUCUCCCAGUCAUAGAGGAUGGGGGCUUCAUUCUUACAGAAUGUGUUGCUAUCCUUAAGUACCUGGCUGUGAAAUACAAUGUGCCUGACCAUUGGUAUCCACGGACUGACCUCAAGGCCCAGGCCAGAAUUGACGAAUACAUGAACUACCAACAUUUGAACACAAGAACCAACAUGGCUAUGCUCUUUCAAAAUUUAUGGCUCUUGCCAAUGAUGUUGAACAGACCGAUUGAUCGGAAAAAAGUGGACCGAUACAGUAACAAUGUUGGCGUUGUUAUUCACCAAAUAGACGAGUAUUUCUUGAAAGACAAUCGACCAUUUAUCGCCGGCGACAACAUCUCGUUAGCAGAUCUGCUAGGGCUUUGUGAAAUGAUGCAGCUGUAUGCCUGCUGCCAGGAGAAGUUUAUUGAAUCCAAUCCAAAAGUGAACGCUUGGGCAGAACGUGUCAAACUAAAACUUGCUCCAUAUUUUGACGAAGCCAAUGUCGAGGUCAACAUCACUAGAGAUAAAUUCAUGAAAAGUGCAGCAACACAACCAAAACUGUAGAUAUUUACUAAGGUGAUCUAGUCUCUAUCAUAACCAGACAACAAAUAUCGAAUGAUAAAAUGCUUGCCUUGUAAGGCAAGAUUUUUGGAAACUUCAGUAUACAGUUAUAAUACUCAAGAAAGGAUUGAUAUGUUGAAGAAAUGUGUUAAGCCUUAUUUAAGAAAUUUGAAAUCUUUUAAUGUUUUUAAUUCUGAUGCAUUACAUGACGUGUUUUGAUCUUUACUCUAUAAUUUAGAGUUUACCGUUUGAGUAUUUACCGGUUAACUUAGUGUUACUGUCGAUUUAUCUGUUUAAGUGUUAUAUGACGAAGUAAGCUGUGUAGCGUUCAGUGUUUCAAUGGUACCCAAUUAAAUUACGUCAGUGUAGGCCUGAUUUGAUGCUAAUUCUUUGAUUAAUUUAACGUAAUAUCUUACAAGUCUAAAUGUUUCGAAAAUUGAUAAUUAUUUCACUUCAGUUUUAGCUGAUGUUGGGUACUUUAACCAGACCAUUUCUUCUGUCUGGCGAUUUUUUAAUACAAAGAAUAAAAUAUUCAUUACUCCUUAUUAGCCUAGUGCCUUAUAUACUGUUUCCGCUAUUUGCGUGGCUUUUAGAAUGUCUUACAUGUUUGUUAGAUAAGCUGAUGCAUGUGCUUUUUGGUGUUUAUUUUGAAAUAACGUAAACAUAGAAAUGUUGACGUAAGAUAUACAAAGUGACGAAACAAUAAGAUAAAUAUUUUUAAUGCAUUUAAUUCCAAUAUAUAUUAAAGCGUUAUUUCAUUUUUGCACAUAA